AUGUCGUCGAAAGAUUUGCUUGGAUGGUUCAGCUACUCUUGGGCAUGUGAACCAUUUAUCGUGUCUGCAGUAGGCACCUACGUUCCAAUUCUUUUGGAACAAUUCGCAAGAGAGAAUGGUGUUUGGGUUAAAGACCGUCUGACCCCCUGUAUGGAUAUACCGGGAGAUGGUGGCGACAUCAGUCCCGCUCCCGGCCCGAAACUCCCGCCAGGAAGUGGUAGUGGAAGCAACGGACCGCAAAAAUGCGUCGUCCCUUUCUUUGGGGUUUAUAUUGACACUUCAAGUUUGGCACUAUAUACAUUUUCACUUUCAGUUUUGGUACAGACAAUUGUAGUUAUUUCUAUGAGCGGAGCAGCCGACAGAGGAAACUUCAGGAAAAAGCUAUUAAUAGGCUUUGCAGUAGCUGGCGCGUUAAUAACGUGUGGGUUCUUAGUUGUUACUCCUAAACAUUAUUAUGUGGCAGCGUUGCUAGCUAUUUUUUCGAAUUCAGCUUUUGGAGCGGUGUCGGUGUGUGGCAAUGCAUUUUUACCAAUUCUCGUAAACGAGAUUCUUGCUCGCAGAGAUCAUAAAUAUAAUACCGGAACUGAUGGUCCGACAGCACCAACUCGUAAUCCUGCCAGUACUCUUUCUGAGGGCGAAAUUCAAACGCCAAAUGACGAAUCACACCCAGAAGAGUCAGAGAUUCCUACUCGUAUCUUCGAUGAUUCACAAGAAACGACUCCUCUAGCUCCUUCAGGUAGCCCAGAUGAUAUUGAACUGUUGACAUCAUUAACAAAAGAACGUGCGAACCUUUCCAAUCAAAUUAGUGGACGCGGAGUAGCCAUUGGCUACUUUGCUGCCUUGCUGGUUCAGAUCGGAACUAUGAUUCUGAUUCUCACACUCACUGCUAAAACUUCUAAUCAGAAUGCAGCCGAUACAGCACGAAAUACCUUGCCGAUUCAAGUGGCCAUAUUUAUUGUGGGCUUAUGGUGGUUAAUAUUUCAAAUUCCUGUCGCGUUAUAUCUCCCUUCCCCGUCAGUCAAACAAUUGCAUCACAGACUGAGGCACCAAAGGAGUAAUGCCAGCAGCAUCCGCAUACCUGGCCUUCGUGCUUCGGAAGGCACCCAUCUCAAUAGCUACUAUGACAUUGCAUUGGAUCACUUACUUUCAUGUUAUGAAUAUAUAGCAUAUGGAUGGCACACUUUAUACGCUACUUUCAAAGAGGCCCGUCAAAUGCGAGAUGUAGCCACCUUCCUUCUUGGUUGGUUUGUGGUAUCUGAUGCUGCCACUACUAUCAACUCAGCAGCAGUAUUGUUUGCUCGUGCCGAAUUGCAAAUGUCAGCUCCCUCAUUGGCUGUUAUAGGUGUUUUGACGGUCUUCUCUGGUAUGUUUGGAGCCACGGUUGGUCCUAAACUCAAGGGACCAAGUGGAAACCCCAUCAAUGCAAUUGUAUUUGUGAUACUUAUUGCAUCUGUUAUUCCUUUGUAUGGAAUCAUUGGUUUCUUUUCGAAAUCGAUUGGUCUUCGACAUCCUUGGGAGAUGUACGUUCUUGCCGCUUGGUAUGGAUUUGCUCUUGGUGGCCUCAAUGCUACUUGUAGAAGUGUCUUCUCGCUUCUCAUACCCAAAGGCAAAGAAACUACAUUCUUCUCGCUUUUCUCUGUCACUGACAAGGGCUCGUCAAUUAUUGGUCCUGCCAUAACUGGACUAAUUACUGACAAAACUCAUAAUAUCCGUUACACUUUUUAUUUCCUAUAUGUCAUGAUGCUACUGUCAGCGGCCAUAUUCUACUUCCUCCUCGACCUGGACCGUGGCCGCAAAGAGGCCCAAUAUCUGGAACAUGUUGGUGAUGAAGACGAUGAACUACCUGAUGAAGUGAGUCAGGCUUAA
Messenger RNA from Sugiyamaella lignohabitans, 1866 nucleotides. RefSeq names its product Atg22p (gene ATG22). The record is from RefSeq and is a predicted model, not a curated record. Gene Ontology annotation, biological process: amino acid transmembrane export from vacuole. Bases 1 to 1866 code for a protein of 621 amino acids. Lineage: Eukaryota; Fungi; Ascomycota; Dipodascomycetes; Dipodascales; Trichomonascaceae. The transcript has a single exon.